GGUGGUGAUAGGCAACGGGACAUGCAGUCGGGUCUCAGUCCGCUGCCGAAUUGGAAUACGACUGCUGAGCUCUGACACAUUUUCGUCUAUCUGACGCAUUCGGUUGGAACUUCAUUGACGGGUGGAUGAGCCGGCCUGUUCAUUCUAGCAAUUGCAUCUUGUUGCCGACAAAUUAACCCAUAAUACCAGUCCUUACAUCGCGGCGCAAACGGAUCCGUGCUGGUUGGUAGCUUGACGCGCAAAGCGACCGACCGUCCUCAAGACGAAGCCAAAUCGAACAACUGAACUGUCACCUUGACCUUACAACCGAUUUAAAGAACCUCCAAGUAGACAUUCCGGCUGGGCGCUCAGCAUUUCCUAGCGCCGCAGUGCCACUCAAUUUGAAGCUUCAACCACCGCGGGGAUACAAGCCACUUCGAAUAAAUCGCCCGCACACGGCGCCCCCGGUUGCCCAUCAUGUCCUACUUCUUCUCGACCCCGGUGGACAUUGAUAUCGUCCUCGAAGAUGGAGAUGACCGGUCAAUGGUGGAUAUCAAGCUGGACAAGAACCGGCGGGAGAAGGCACCUCUCUACAUGGACGGCGAGUCCGUCAAGGGUGCGGUCACGGUCCGGCCCAAGGACGGCAAGCGGCUCGAGCACACGGGAAUCAAAGUGCAGUUCAUCGGCUCCAUAGAGAUGUUCUUUGACCGCGGCAACCACUACGAGUUCCUCUCACUGGUGCAGGAGCUUGCCGCCCCUGGCGAGCUGCAACACCCCCAGACCUUCGACUUCAACUUCAAGAACGUCGAGAAGCAGUACGAGUCCUACAACGGAAUCAACGUCAAACUGCGCUACUUUGUGCGCGUCACCGUCUCGCGCCGCAUGGCCGACGUCAUCCGCGAGAAGGACAUUUGGGUCUACAGCUAUCGCAUACCUCCCGAGAUCAACAGCAGUAUCAAGAUGGAUGUUGGCAUCGAGGAUUGUCUGCAUAUUGAGUUUGAGUAUUCCAAGUCCAAGUAUCACCUGAAGGAUGUGAUUGUCGGUAGGAUCUAUUUCCUCCUCGUCAGGCUCAAGAUCAAGCACAUGGAGUUGUCUAUAAUCAGGCGCGAGACUACGGGUGCCGCACCGAACCAGUACAACGAGAGCGAAACCCUAGUCAGGUUUGAGAUCAUGGACGGCUCGCCGUCAAGAGGUGAAACGAUCCCCAUCAGGUUAUUCCUGGGAGGAUUUGACCUCACGCCAACUUUCAGGGAUGUGAACAAGAAGUUUUCAACCAGAUACUAUCUCAGCCUGGUUCUCAUAGAUGAAGACGCCCGAAGAUACUUCAAACAAUCAGAAAUCAUCCUAUACCGACAAACGCCCCAGGAGCUCAACGGAAGCCAACAACUACCUGCACCGCCUGAGAGUAGGAUACAGGCGGUUCCCGCGUAGUUGAGCGGCUCUACCCUUCUCAUCGGUGGCUUGGCCUCCAUCCCUUUGGGCCUUUGCUGUGGCAUCAAAGUUUCAUAUCUUGUCAUUCUUUGCCCGUCGUUAUAUGACGCUGGUGAAAUUUCGGGGGUGGAGGCAUUGUCAAACUCAUACAUACCUUUUUGUUCCCGUAAAAUCUUUAGCGCGCUUUGAAGUUUUUUCAAGCAAGAAGGGGACUCUUGAAAGUUGGAAUAAACGGCCUUUCUCUGCAUCUUUGGUGUCGUGCAAGUUGAUGAAUCAAGUGUAACGUAAUGAUGUGAUUAUCAGUCAGCCAAGCUCAUUGUACAAAAAGAAUAUAUAUAACGGGGCACCUAACGAUUUGGUCAACGCAGGGCCACAGGGCCAGAUUCCUCUUGGUCAGUCAACAUUGGUG
Pyricularia grisea is the source of this 1819-nucleotide messenger RNA. RefSeq lists its product as uncharacterized. Gene Ontology annotation, cellular component: endosome; retromer complex. Gene Ontology annotation, biological process: retrograde transport, endosome to Golgi; intracellular protein transport. The record is from RefSeq and is a predicted model, not a curated record. The coding region runs from base 457 to 1410 and encodes 317 amino acids. NCBI's taxonomy places the organism in Eukaryota, Fungi, Ascomycota, Sordariomycetes, Magnaporthales, Pyriculariaceae. The transcript has 3 exons.